This is a messenger RNA of Pseudophryne corroboree (corroboree frog), 2614 nucleotides long. RefSeq names its product alpha-1,3-mannosyl-glycoprotein 4-beta-N-acetylglucosaminyltransferase A (gene MGAT4A). The transcript has 16 exons. Gene Ontology annotation, biological process: protein N-linked glycosylation. The record is from RefSeq and is a predicted model, not a curated record. Gene Ontology annotation, cellular component: endoplasmic reticulum; endoplasmic reticulum-Golgi intermediate compartment; Golgi stack. NCBI's taxonomy places the organism in Eukaryota, Metazoa, Chordata, Amphibia, Anura, Myobatrachidae. The coding region runs from base 458 to 2068 and encodes 536 amino acids. Gene Ontology annotation, molecular function: acetylglucosaminyltransferase activity.
CGGCUCCACAGAUGACAGUUAGGGCCCCUCCCCUUGUUGCCUGUGAUUGGAGCGCUGCCGCGGCGGGCGGGCGGAGCACGGGAGCUGCUCCCUCUCUCUGUCGGUGUAGGUGUAGCUGGGGGCGGCAGUGAGUGGGGAGGACUCGGAGGAGACCCGGGCUGAGGAGAGACAGCAACAGCGGCCGGGCACAGCACGGGAUCCAUGGCGUAGAGAGCGGAAUCCCGAGCGCAGAUCAGGGAGGAGCAGAAACCGCCAGAGGAAUCCAGGUGAAGUUGCCAGUAGCUGAGAAGGAGAUGUGAAAGAACGUCAUUAUGAUGUGUGUAAAUAGAAGAGCUGGAAGUGCCAGAGCAGGCAGUACCAUUGAUGCAUACCCAGUGGUGUACAAACAUACCUUUUACCUUUUUUAAAGUUGAUACUUCGAGCAGAUACUACAGAACCAGUGUGAUGGUGCAAUGAAAUGAGGCUCCGAAAUGGAACUGUAGCCACCGCGUUCGUGUUUAUCACGUCUUUCCUCAGUUUGUCCUGGUACACCGCCUGGCAGAAUGGGAAAGAGAAACUGAUUGCCUAUCAGCGUGAAUUCCAUGCUCUGAAGGAACGCCUACGUAUUGCCGAACAUAGAACUCUACAGCGCUCCUCAGAGCUUCAUGCUAUUCUAGAACAGUUCCGGAGAGCAGUAACAGAGGUGAAUGGGAGCAGAGAUGCAUUAAGUAAUUUUUCAGAUGAAGCUCAGAAACUGUUAAAGGAUUUAACUAGCAAAAAAUCUCUACAAGUGCCAAAUAUUUACUACCAUAUGCCUCAUUUAUUAAACCAUGAAGGAAGCCUUCAGCCUGCUGUGCAGGUUGGCCUUGGAAGAACAGGAGUGUCCAUUGUAAUGGGCAUCCCAACUGUAAAGAGGAAAGUUAAGUCUUAUUUAUCUGAGACUCUGCAUUCCCUGAUUGAUAAGUUGUCUCCAGAAGAAAAACUUGACAGUGUUAUAAUAGUCUUCAUUGGAGAGACAGACCUUGAAUAUGUGCAGAAUGUUGUUGGAAUCUUGGAAAAAGAAUUCUCCACAGAAAUAGGCUCUGGUUUAGUUGAAGUGAUCUCACCUCCUGCCGCCUAUUAUCCAGACAUGACAAAUUUAAAGGAGACAUUUGGAGAUUCAAAGGAAAGAGUUAGAUGGCGAACCAAACAAAAUUUAGACUAUUGUUUUCUUAUGAUGUAUGCUCAGAGGAAGGGUAUUUAUUACAUUCAGCUUGAAGAUGAUAUUGUUGCCAAGCAAAAUUAUUUCAGUACAAUAAAGAACUUUGCACUUCAGCUGUCUUCUGAGGAGUGGAUGAUUCUGGAAUUCUCUCAGUUAGGAUUCAUUGGGAAAAUGUUUCAAGCACCUGAUAUCACACUCAUUGUUGAGUUCAUUUUUAUGUUCUAUAAGGAGAAACCUAUUGAUUGGCUUCUAGAUCACAUAUUAUGGGUAAAAGUCUGUAACCCAGAAAAAGAUGCAAAACAUUGUGACAGGCAGAAAUCAAAUCUCCGAAUUCGGUUUAGACCAUCACUCUUCCAGCAUGUUGGUUUGCACUCUUCAUUAGCAGGGAAAAUCCAAAAGCUCACAGAUAAAGAUUUCUUAAAACCUUUGUUGCAUAAAAUUCAUGUGAAUCCUCCAGCUGAGGUCUCAACUUCCUUAAAAGUGUACCAAGGCCAUACACUAGAAAAGACGUACUUAGGGGAGGACUUCUUCUGGGCCAUUACACCUGUAGCUGGAGACUACAUCCUGUUUAAGUUUGAUAAACCUGUACAUGUAGAAAGGUAUCUGUUUCGCAGUGGCAACCCUGAGCACCCUGGGGACCUGUUAAUGAACACAACUGUGGAGGUUCUAGCUUACCAGAAAGACAUCUUGGACUUAAGGAAGGUUACCAAAGACAAACAUCUGUCAGAUGGAUUCUUCAGAAUAGGUACAUUUGAAGAUGGAGUUGCAGAGGGGCCAGUAGACCCCAGUCUAAAUCCUAUUUCAGCAUUCCGACUCUCAGUUUUACAGAAUUCAGCGGUUUGGAUCAUUCUUAACGAGAUUCACAUUAAAAAGACUCAAACAGACUGAUACUUUAAAAAAAACAAGAGAAUCUAUUUAAGAAGUAUCAUAGGUGGACUGUCACCCCUUGUAUCAUCACUGCCUGUUACACACGUGCAUGUAUCUCCAUUUAUACAAUUCUUUUCCUACCUCUGUGAAACCUACUGUAGCUAUACUAUUGUAUGUAUUCAUUUACUGUAAAGCCUAAACACACCACCUGUGAGACCAAUCUCUGGCACAAUGUCUAUUUUAUUCAUGUACAUUCCAUAAAAACACCUUACACGUAUGCGAUACCAUAUGCAGACCUAAUGCACAUCUCCAAAUCCACUGCUUGAGUUGGAGACUAUUGUGUCCCUUACACUGUAAGUGGGAUUUCUGUUGUAUUAGUCUCACACACAAAUAGAACAUAUAAACAAAUGACAUAUCACACCUAAAUACAUCUAAGAUGCAAAGUGUGCGGGAUGUAAUUAAAAAGAAAUCUAUUUUUGUUUUAUCGACAUGUGUAUUUUGUAGAUAAUCAAGAAAAGAUAUAAAGAUAAAUUGUAUCUAUAAAUAUAUACCUGCAACCAGCUGAAA